This is a messenger RNA of Diaporthe citri, 1980 nucleotides long. RefSeq lists its product as uncharacterized. The transcript is spliced from 5 exons. Lineage: Eukaryota; Fungi; Ascomycota; Sordariomycetes; Diaporthales; Diaporthaceae. Gene Ontology annotation, molecular function: RNA helicase activity; RNA binding; ATP binding. Bases 1 to 1980 code for a protein of 659 amino acids. Gene Ontology annotation, cellular component: nucleus. The record is from RefSeq and is a predicted model, not a curated record.
AUGAUGUCUUCUGGUUGGGGACCCAAAGAUGCCUCCGGCUCCGGCUGGGGCUCUGCUCAGCAGCCCAACGACAACUCCUUCGGCACCGCUGCCAUGUCUGCCGCCCUGCCUGACACCAACGGCCACGGCCACACUGAGGCUGCCAGUGGCUCCGCCAACAAUCCCAUAGAUGGUAAGUCCGCCCAGGCUGCCCCCGGCGGCGGCGGCCCUGCUGCUGAGGGUGCUGGCGCCGAUGGAUGGGUUCCAUCCAUGAAGUAUGAUUACGACCAAUUCGCCGAUGCUCGUGGCGGCGACUUCGAUGGAAACAAGCGAGUCUACCACUGGGAUGGCGAGGAGGGUGACCUCGGCCCAGAGUUCCCGGAGCUCGAGGAGGAGCUCUUCGGUCCCGCUGACAAGCGGGAGCUCCCCUCAGGCAUCGACUUCUCCAGCAUGGCCCAGGUCGACCUCGAGCAAGAGGGUCCUGUUCAGAUCCAUCCAAUCAUGCGCUUCAGCGAGGCUGGUCUGCAUCCGGCUAUGAUAAAGAACAUCGAGUUAUCUGGGUACCGAGCUCCCACCCCGAUCCAAAAGUACUGUCUUCCCGCCAUCACUCGUGGCCACGAUGUCAUCGGCAUCGCUCAGACUGGUUCUGGCAAGACUGCAGCCUAUCUCGUUCCCAUUUUGAACAAGCUCAUGGGAAAAGCGAAGAAGCUUGCUGCGCCGCGUCCGAACCCGGCUACAUUCCGACCUGGCAUCGACCAACCCGCUCGCGCCGAGCCUCUCGUUUGCGUCGUGGUGCCUACCCGCGAGCUUGCCAUCCAGAUCUUCAUGGAGGCGCGCAAGUUUUGCUACCGCAGCAUGCUGCGUCCCUGCGUCAUCUACGGUGGUGGUCCUAUUCGUGACCAGAUCGAUCAGCUAAGCAAGGGUUGCGACAUCCUCAUUGCCUCGCCCGGUCGUCUCCUGGACUUCAUGGAUCGCCCGCAGAACUUGACUCUUCGCCGCUUGAAGUUCAUGGUCAUUGACGAAGCUGAUGAGAUGCUUCACGAUGACUGGAAGGAAGAUUUCGACAAGAUUCUCGGUGGUGGAGAGCAGGAAGAGGGCAAUAUUCAGUACCUGCUUUUCUCGGCGACAUUCCCCAAGCGUGUCCGCGAGCUCGCCAUGACUCACCUGGCCACUGAGCACGUUCGUUUCCGUGUUGGUCGUGCGGGCCGAGCCAACGAGAACAUCGUGCAGACGAUUGUGCAGACUGAUCCUUCCAUGAAGCGUCAGGCCAUGUACGAUCUGCUGCACUCAAUGCCUCCAGCGCGCACAUUGAUUUUCGUCAACAACAAGCGCUCCGCGGACGAGCUGGAUGACUUUCUCUUCAACCGUGGUUUGCCUUGCACUUCCAUCCACGCCGACCGAACCCAGCUUGAGCGUGAGGAUGCGAUGCGUGCGUUCCGCAAGGGUACCAUGCCCAUCAUGAUUGCUACUGGUGUCUCCGCCCGUGGCAUUGAUGUUCGCAACGUUUGCCAUGUCAUCAACUUUGAUCUUCCCAGCCAGGACCAUGGUGGCAUCGAGGAGUACACCCACCGCAUUGGUCGUACUGGUCGCAUUGGCAACCGCGGCUUGGCAACAUCUUUUUACACGGAGCGCGACGAGCCGCUGGCCGCGGUUCUGGUUCGUACUCUCCUCGAGACCAAGCAGAAUGUCCCCGAGUUCCUGCAGCAAUACAUGCCCGAGGGCGAGGAGCUCAAGAAUCUCCAGUUCCCUUCGGAGCAAGAUGAUGAUAUGGGAGGCGCGGAUGCCGGAGCCUGGGGCGAGGGUGCCGGCGACGAUGCCGGCGACGCUUGGGGUGGUGGUGGUGGUGACACUUCUGGUGCUGCUGCCGGUACCGGCACUGGAAAUGCGUGGGGCGGCGGCUUUGAUGGCGGCGACGCCUGGGGUAGUGGUGAGAAGACUUCUGCUGCUGCUUCUGGUGGCUGGGAGACUGGUGGUGCCUCCACUGGUGGUGGUGGCUGGUAA